Bicyclus anynana (squinting bush brown) is the source of this 6829-nucleotide messenger RNA. RefSeq names its product elongation factor-like GTPase 1. The record is from RefSeq and is a predicted model, not a curated record. The transcript is spliced from 11 exons. Gene Ontology annotation, cellular component: ribonucleoprotein complex; cytosol. NCBI's taxonomy places the organism in Eukaryota, Metazoa, Arthropoda, Insecta, Lepidoptera, Nymphalidae. Bases 147 to 3185 code for a protein of 1012 amino acids. Gene Ontology annotation, molecular function: GTPase activity; ribosome binding; GTP binding. Gene Ontology annotation, biological process: cytosolic ribosome assembly.
AUUUUUGGAUUUCGUUCACAUUGUGCAAUAUAUUCUUGUUAAUUUCUUACACUAAACGUGUAAAUUUAUGUCUUAAAACCAAAUCUUUAUUCUCAAUAAGCUUUCCAAAAAGUGUCAGUGCCAAAUUUUCAGUGAAAAAUACAAAAAUGAGGCUAAUUGACUCGACAAAGUUGUUGGAACUUCAAAACAAACCCACAAAAAUUCGCAAUAUUUGCAUCGUGGCCCACGUGGAUCAUGGGAAAACUACUUUGGCAGACUCUUUGAUAUCCAGCAAUGGUAUCAUAUCGCAGCGAAUGUCCGGCAAGCUUCGAUACAUGGACAGCAGGCCAGAUGAACAGGAGAGGGGUAUAACCAUGAAAAGCAGCAGUAUUGCCUUGUAUCAUGCCCUGGAUAAAGAGGAGUACCUUGUAAACUUAAUAGACUCUCCGGGGCAUAUUGACUUCUCAAGUGAAGUGUCUACUGCAGUCAGAUUGUGUGAUGGAGCUAUAGUUGUUGUGGAUGUUGUAGAAGGUGUAUGCCCUCAGACAAGGCUUGCAUUAAAGCAGGCAUAUUCUGAGAAUAUCCGUGCAGUUUUAGUGCUCAACAAAAUCGACCGUCUCAUUGUGGAGAUGAAGAUGACUGCACUUGACGCCUAUGUGCACAUAACCCAAGUGAUGGAACAGGUGAACGCUGUAAUGGGAGAGCUGUUUGCGUCCAACGUUUUGGAGAAUGAGGAAACAUUGAUUGACAAACAGCCGGAAAUGCAUGGACCUAAGGAAGAAAAUAACAUAUAUGACUGGACCUCUGCGCUUGAAGAUGCUGACGACUCUCAGUUGUAUUUUUCCCCAGAACAGGGCAAUGUUGUAUUUGCUAGUGCUAUUGAUGGAUGGGGUUUUACUAUACAUACAUUCGCUAAGCUUUUUUCGGACAAACUAGGUGUGAAAGAAGAAUUAUUGAGGAAAGUCCUUUGGGGAGACUUUUAUUUAAAUUCAAAAUCUAAACGGUUCAUGAAAGGUGCACAGGAGAAAGCGAAAAAACCACUCUUUGUCCAAGUCAUAUUUGACAACCUCUGGAAUAUUUAUGAAACAAUUAUUUUAAGAAAUGAUAAAGAAAAAGUGCCUGUUAUUUGUGAGAAGCUUGGCAUUAAACUAACUACUCGAGAUUUGAGGCACACAGACACCAGAAUACAGUUGCAAUCACUGAUGAUGCAAUGGCUGCCAUUGUCAAAUACAGUAUUAGAUAUGGUUUGUUGUAAACUACCAUCACCAAAAGAAAUUUUGCCUGACAAAGUAGAAAAACUUAUGUGCUCACGCAUUCGAGAUUUCGAAUCUUAUCACGAAGAGACCAGGAAACUGAAAGAUGCCUUCAUAGCCUGCGAUAGCAGUAACGACAGACCUGUGAUUGUUUUUAUAUCUAAAAUGUUUAGUGUAGAUAAAAGCAUUCUGCCUGAAAAUAAACCCAAGGCAUUAACGCCUGAAGAAAUGGCUCUUAGGAGAGAAAAGGCCAGGCAGAUGCGUGAGGAACUUAAAAAUAAUGUUAACUCUGAAACAGUUCCUAUAAAAAUGGAAAAAGAAUCUGAGCCAGAUUUGAAUAAACCAGAAAAAUGUGCUGUAGAUGAAAAGGAGAAGGAAGAUGAAAACCCAACUGCAUUUAUAGCUUUUGCUAGAAUAUUUAGUGGUAGAGUUAAGAAAGGUGACAAACUUUAUGUCCUUGGCCCAAAACAUGAUCCCUCCCAAGUACUUAGUAAAAAAGACUUUCAAAUAGAUCCUAAUAAGAAAUUGAAAGACUUGCAUAGUGACGAACACAUCACAUGCACUGAAAUCAAAUCUCUGUAUAUAUUAAUGGGUAGAGAAUUAGAAGAUAUUGAAGAGGCGGUUGCUGGUAAUAUUAUAGGUAUUGGUGGUUUAGAAGAUCACAUACUUAAAACUGCUACUUUAAGUAGCACUAUAGCAUGCCCAGCGUUUAGCGAAAUACAGUAUGCUGCUGUGCCAAUCUUAAGGGUUGCUGUGGAACCCACAUAUCCGUCACAACUACCUCAAUUGGUCAAAGGUCUCCGACUGCUAAAUCAAUCAGAUUCUUGUGUGCAAGUAUUAUUGCAAGAGACAGGGGAGCACGUUUUAGUAACAGCUGGCGAAGUGCAUUUACAAAGGUGUCUCGAAGACCUUAAGAAUUUAUAUGCAAAAAUACCAAUAACAGCAUCAGAACCUAUAGUGCCAUUCAGAGAAACUAUAGUGGAACCACCAAAAGUAGAUAUGGCGAAUGAAGAAAUUGACUCACAAAACAUCGAUAAAACAACUGAAACUGAAAAAGAUCCGUUGAUAACGAUAUACACUAAUAACAAACAAAGCAAAAUAAAAAUAAGAGCUAGACCUUUACCAAACGAAAUAACCUUAUUACUAGACAAGUCAACUGAUCUUUUAAAAGCAAUAUCGCAGCAUAUAAAAAUAUUACAAGGAAUGUCCAAAAACGAUAAAUUAGAAAGUAAACUAGAGGAAAUGCACAUAAAUGGAAAACAUGGACUUUCUGAUAGGAUGUUAAAACUUAUAGAGGCAUUCAAAUCUGAGUUAGAAAGUAUAUGUUCGAAACUAGGAUCAGAAUGGAAGGAUGUAGUUAGGCAAAUAUGGUCAGUGGGACCCAGAAAUUGUGGUCCAAAUGUGCUUCUAAACCAAACACCAGAUUAUGUGACUAAGUUCCUCCAUCACGAGGAGGAACUAAAGGAAGACCUUAGGUUUGAGUAUGAGAGUAGUUUUGUAAACGGUUUUCAACUGGCUUCACUUUCGGGUCCGCUUUGUGAGGAGCCUAUGAUGGGUGUUGCGUUUUGUGUGGAAGAAUGGACCUUGGAUAAAGGGGAAGAAGACACGACUUAUACAUAUGGACCUUUGUCUGGUCAAAUAAUGUCAGCGGUUAAAGAAGGUUGCAGGAAAGCUUUCGAAGCUCAACCUCAAAGACUAAUGGCAGCCAUGUACUCCUGUGAUAUAGUAGUCGACCAAAAAGUAUUAGGCAAACUGUACGCGGCGCUGGGGCGGCGCGGCGGGCGCGUGGUGGGCAGCGACCUGCAGAGCGGCUCGGCGUCGUUCCGUGUGCGCGCGCUGCUGCCCGUCGCGGAGAGCUUCCGGUUCGCGCUGGAGCUGCGCACGCACACCUCCGGCCUCGCCGCGCCCAUGAUGAUGUUCAGCCACUGGGAGGUAAUGCUCACAGCGAUGUGAGGGGCGCGCUAGGCGUGUGGUGGGCAGCGACCUGCAGAGCGGCUCGGCGUCGUUCCGUGUGCGCGCGCUGCUGCCCGUCGCGGAGAGCUUCCGGUUCGCGCUGGAGCUGCGCACGCACACCUCCGGCCUCGCCGCGCCCAUGAUGAUGUUCAGCCACUGGGAGGUAAUGCUCACAGCGAUGUGAGGGGCGUGGUGGGCAGCGACCUGCAGAGCGGCUCGGCGUCGUUCCGUGUGCGCGCGCUGCUGCCCGUCGCGGAGAGCUUCCGGUUCGCGCUGGAGCUGCGCACGCACACCUCCGGCCUCGCCGCGCCCAUGAUGAUGUUCAGCCACUGGGAGGUAAUGCUCACAGCGAUGUGAGGGGCGUGGUGGGCAGCGACCUGCAGAGCGGCUCGGCGUCGUUCCGUGUGCGCGCGCUGCUGCCCGUCGCGGAGAGCUUCCGGUUCGCGCUGGAGCUGCGCACGCACACCUCCGGCCUCGCCGCGCCCAUGAUGAUGUUCAGCCACUGGGAGGUAAUGCUCACAGCGAUGUGAGGGGCGUGGUGGGCAGCGACCUGCAGAGCGGCUCGGCGUCGUUCCGUGUGCGCGCGCUGCUGCCCGUCGCGGAGAGCUUCCGGUUCGCGCUGGAGCUGCGCACGCACACCUCCGGCCUCGCCGCGCCCAUGAUGAUGUUCAGCCACUGGGAGGUAAUCGACAUCGACCCCUUCUGGAGACCACGGACAGAGGAGGAGUAUCUCCACUGGGGGGAGAAGUGGGACGGCGUGAACAGAGCCAAGGCGUACAUGGACGCAGUGAGGACGAGGAAGGGACUUGCCACGGACAAGCAUCUUGUGCAGCAUGCGGAGAAACAGAGAACGUUGUCUAAGAAGAAAUAGUAAUUUGCGGGAAACAACUUGGGCUUCUAGGGUGAACACACACAAUUAAUAAAUAUUAUUGACAAUAUGUGAGGUAGAAACAAACAUUUGGAAGAACAGGAGAAUCACAAAUAACCAAAACACGGUCCAAGCAAUGAGCAUCCAUUUUUCGAUCGUCCUUUAUGGUAUAGUGUACGUGGGCUAUUCACACCAGCGAAAGACAAAGAAUUGAUGCGUUUAAGAUGUUGUGUUUGGAGACGAAUGUUACGUAUAUCGUGGACUGCCAAACACCAAACACACAAUCAAUAAUUUCACAGCUUCAAAUUAAAACACGUCUCUAUACCGUUUGUCUCCAGCGCAUCCUCAGUUAUUUUGGAUAUAACACGCCGUGGUAACGACAAUAAAAAAAAUAUUAUGCCGAGAAAUGUAGAAGGCAAAUGGCCACGAGGUAGUUCUUCAACCCGAUGGUCGGUUCUUCUCAAGAAAUCAAGUGUCCACACCUUUUAUAGUGCCGUCUAGCGACCGUACACGAGCCUGGAGAAGCAUUGUUUAUCGAAAGAUGACUCGCCAAGGUGGUCACGAUUCUCAGUCAUGAGGGACCAACUGUAGAGAGUAAGAUGAAGACGGUUACCUAAAGUCGUAUCUGUGCGUUUGUCAUGCUGAUUCAACAAUAUUACUACUGUAACUCAGGGAGUUACCUUUAGAAUGUCAAUAUUAACAAUAUUAUUGCGUGUGUGUGGGCUUCCUUAGACUCAAGUUCAGAAUAGGAGAUUUUAUUAUUAAGGCCAAAUUCGCGUUAUUUUUGUAUCAUAAUGACGUAAUCAGUCUCAAAAGCUUCAAGUAAUAACGAAAGGUUAUGUUCGCAGAUAUUUUUUUCGAAAUAAUGUACCUACCUACCUAAUAAACUGCAUAGGUAAUUUAGUAAUCUUAAUAGCGCUUGCCACCCCUUAACCGCUUAAAUCAAACCGCUUACAUAAAAGCAAGACGAGAUACGAGAUAUUAGCAAAGAUAUAAAUAGGAAGGAGAUUUACACUUCCAACCAGUACUUAUAAGUUCAUUUAUUUAUUUUCAUAACUUGACCCAGACACGCAACCAAAAGCUCGUGAUCCGAAACCAUACUUUAAUCAGUGCACUAACGAGUUUACAUAUUAAUUAACUCGAAAAAUGUUCAUCACAUAUCCAAGUAGGUACUUAACGGCCUCUUAAGUGGUAUGCGCGAUGGAUUUACAAGACGGAGGUUCUGGGUUCGAUCCCCGACUGGGCUGAUUGAGCUUUUCUUAAUGAAUCCAUGUCUGGCUGGUGAAAAGCUUUAGCCGUGGCUAAUUACCACCCUAACGCCAAAGACGUACCGCCAAGCGUUUUGCAUUACGAGUGCCGGUACGAUGUCGUAUAGAAACCGAAAGGGGUCUGGAUUUUCAUCCUCCUCCUAACAAAUUAACCCGCUUCCAUCUUGAAUUGCAUCAUCUCUUACCAUCAGAUGAGAUUGUAGUCAAGGGCUAACUUGUAAAAAAUAAAUAUAAAACAAAAGAGUUGGGUCCAGAUAAAAUAAGCAACUUACUUACGUAAUUUGCAAAUUAAGUACCUGCCACUUUACAGGUGCAGCAUACGUAAAAUAGAUGCAGGUAUACCUACUGUAGUGUUUGUGUAUACUAAAUAGAUACCCACUAUCUCAUGUACAUUGGUAGUGGGUGGGGGCAAUGAGUCAGUCUGUCACCGGCGUUCGACCUGAGUGGUCGUGCGCGGUCUGCUUGCCUUACCAGUGUUGAGCUUCUCUUAUAGUAAGGACGAAAGUCCUUACACCUACCUAAUAAUUGUGCAGCUUACUGUGCCAUUUAAAAGCAACGCAAUGGCUGCAAGAGAACACUGACUGAGGGUUUGCUACGUAUUUAAGUACGGCGGUCUAGAAUGUUUUUCUCAGUGUAAAAACUGAAAAAUAGUCUUCAUUAUAUGAACGUAGCCUAACAGAGUGACGUAUAAGUUGGUGUGAAACGUUCGUGCUUUCUUUCAAGGUUCUCGCACCAACUUAUCCUUCACGCGAUGCCUCAAUUUAUAAUACUUACAAAUAGUACAGAAAUAGAUGUUUUGUAUAGUUGCGUGCGCGGAAGUUCAGAAAUAUUCAGGUAUGAUGUAAUGUUGUCCAUUCAAAAUGUUACCUGAAAGAAACAUUUCCAUAAACAAUGUAUACCUACCUUUAACAAAGAAAAUCAUAACCCUAUAAGCACGUUAUAGGUAUGCAAUCGAUAAGACGUCUCGGAACAUCGUGCGUUAAGCUUAGCAAUACAUUUUAGGUAUCACCGGUUACGUAGGGGCGUGGCGGCGGGGCAUUACUCCGCGCGUGCAUCCUAUCACCUGAAGUCACUUCACGCAUUAUGAAUUGAGCUAACCUACGUAAAUAAAGCCUAUAUUUAAUGAAUUAUCAAAGGAUCAUGCUAUAUGAAAUUGUUUCGAGACAAAAAGUGGUAUUUAUAAGUAGCUAUAUAAUAUAAUCAGGUUUUACGCAGAUUUCUUGUUAUUUAUUUGAAAAAGCUUGCGUUAUAUCUUAAUAGGUACAUUAUACUGCCGGCGGCAUGUGCUAGAAACUAUUGCAACCAACUUGUUAUACUUAGUUUAUGCUAGUAUGUUCUUCCUUCUAAAAUGUAAAUCUUUAGGUAAAUACGUUAUAAUUAUCUAUAAUUGAAAUAACUUGAAAAAUACGUGAACAACGUUUAUAAACAUCUUGUUGACUUGUAUUGUAAGAUGUUUAUACCUAUUAUGCAUUUGUAUUUUGUUUAAAAUAUUAAAUUAUAGUUACAUA